This is a messenger RNA of Danio aesculapii, 821 nucleotides long. RefSeq names its product sperm-tail PG-rich repeat containing 4 (gene stpg4). Gene Ontology annotation, cellular component: female pronucleus; male pronucleus; germinal vesicle. NCBI's taxonomy places the organism in Eukaryota, Metazoa, Chordata, Actinopteri, Cypriniformes, Danionidae. The transcript has 7 exons. Gene Ontology annotation, molecular function: histone binding; chromatin binding. The record is from RefSeq and is a predicted model, not a curated record. Gene Ontology annotation, biological process: epigenetic programing of male pronucleus. Bases 1 to 705 code for a protein of 234 amino acids.
AUGAACGACAGAAUUAUAACCGGAGGAAGAGAGAAAAUAUUACCCAAAGAAAAAGGCGUAGAUGAGAAACAGAAGGAUCAACUGUACUCUGACAGAAGCGGUUGGUGGAGAAAUACUAUUAAGAACUAUCCCAUUCCUGGUAGCUACCACAUCCGAGACUUCUUAGAGGAGGCAGAACUCAACCCCGUGCCUAGGACAUACAGCUUCAAAGGGUCUGGGCGAAAUACCCUCAUGUCCACCAUGGGUCAAGGGGAAAUGCUAUUGCCUGGGGCUUAUAACUUCACCAACUCAACUACUGAGGCUCUCCAGUGCCAAGCAACUUACUCUUUCAGAAGCUGUCCCAGACCUGACAACUACACUUUAGGCCUCAGGGAUAAGGAUAUUAACCUCUCACCAGGUCAUUAUGAUAUUACAGAGAAGCCAGUCUCCAAGUCACCCUGCAAACAUGUGAUGUUCAGAUCAGUGGUACAGAGGGUCAGCUUUCUCCCGAAAGAGGGACCAGCACCUGGACAUUAUAACCCAAGACAAAACACAGGCACUGCAGUAACUUCCUGUUUUAGGUCAACAGUACCACGUCUAUAUGGUGUGCACAUGGGAACUCCGGGACCAGCUACAUAUCAGCUCACAUGGCACAAAGGCCAGCGGAAUAGCACUGAGAUUAAAAUAAACAAGACCCACAACCUCCUUUUCCGCCACAUACCUUGAAAUUACCCCUCCCUUGUGCCUUUGGUUUUCCCAUAAUUAAAAAUUUCAUUUGUUCAUCAGAGGUCACCACAGUGGAAUGAACUGCCAACUUAUCCAGCGUGUUUUAAACAGGUGUG